CAGUGAAACGUUCAGCCAUGUUUCGUGCUCUGCGCCAGGCUGCGCCCGUGACGGGUCGCUUUGUCCGCGGCUAUGCCAAGGACAUCCGCUUCGCCGAUGAUGCCCGCACCCGCAUGCUGGCUGGUGUGAACAAGCUGGCCGAUGCCGUUGCCGUCACCAUGGGCCCCAAGGGCCGCAACGUGCUGCUGGAGCAGAGCUUUGGUGGCCCCAAGAUCACCAAGGAUGGCGUGUCCGUGGCCAAGGCCGUCGAGCUCGAGGACAAGUACGAGAACCUCGGUGCUCGUCUCGUCCAGGACGUCGCUAACAAGACCAACGACAUUGCCGGUGAUGGCACCACCUGCGCCACCGUCCUCGCCCGCUCCUUUACCGUUGAGGGCUUCCGUGCCGUCGCGGCUGGCCUCAACCCCCGUGACCUCCGCUCGGGCAUCCAGCGUGGUGUUGAUGCCGUGAUCGCCAACCUCAAGGCCAUCUCCAAGGCCGUGACCACCUCGGAAGAGAUUGAGCAGGUCGCCACCAUCUCCGCCAACGGCGACAAGAAGAUUGGUGCCCUCAUUGCCCAGGCUUUUGAGAAGGUCGGCAAGGAUGGUGUCAUCACCGUCAAGGACGGCCAGACCAUGGAUGACGUCCUUGAGCACACCGAGGGCCUCAAGUUUGAUCGCGGCUACAUUUCCCCCUUUUUCGUCAACAACAACAAGACUCGCCGUGUCGAGUACGGUGACUCACUUGUGCUCUUCAGCGAGAAGAAGAUCUCCUCCAUCCAGUCCAUUGUGCCGGCCCUUGAGCUCGCCGUUAAGAUGCAAAAGCCUUUGAUGAUUGUUGCCGAGGACGUCGACACCGAGGCCCUCAGCACCCUUGUGGUCAACCGCAUCCGCAGCAACCUGCAAGUUGUGGCGGUCAAGGCUCCCGGCUUUGGCGACAACCGCAAGAACACCCUCCAGGACAUGGCCGUUCUGACCGGUGGCUACGUCUUCAACUCGGAGGCCGCCGAUGCCAAGCUCGAGGAGAUCACUCCCGAGCACUUUGGCCGCGUUGGUGAGCUCGUUGUGUCCAAGGAUGACACCCUGUUCCUGAACGGCGGUGGCGACGCCAGUGUGGUUGAGGAGCGCGCCGAGGCCAUUCGCGCUCAGAUUGAGGAGACUAGCUCCGACUACGAGAAGGAAAAGCUGCAGGAGCGCCUCGCGCGCAUGCGCGGUGGUGUUGCCGUCCUCAAGAUUGGUGGCAGCAGCGAGGUCGAGGUUGGCGAGAAGAAGGACCGUGUCACUGAUGCCCUCAACGCCACUCGCGCUGCCAUUGAGGAAGGCAUUGUUACUGGUGGUGGCACCGCCCUUCUCAAGUCCAUCAAGGCCCUUGAGUCUCUGGAGGCUGCCAACUUUGAUGAGAAGAUGGGCAUUGACAUUGUUCGCAAGGCUCUCCGCGCCCCGGCUACCCAGAUCUUCAAGAACGCUGGCACCGACUCCUCUGUCAUCAUUAACGACAUUCUCACCACCUCAGAGCAGGACCCCGAGUACGGCUGGGAUGGCUACACUGGCGAGAUGUGCAACAUGUUCCAGCGUGGUAUUGUUGACCCCACCAAGGUCAUUCGUACCGCCCUCAUUGAUGCCAGCGGCGUUGCAUCGCUCCUGACCACCCUCGAGUGCGUCAUCACCGAGAUCCCCUCGGAGACCCCCGCACCUCCUAUGGGCGGCAUGGGUGGUAUGGGCGGUAUGGGCGGCAUGGGCAUGAUGUAA
Molecule: messenger RNA, 1727 nt
Organism: Monosiga brevicollis MX1
Lineage: Eukaryota; Choanoflagellata; Craspedida; Salpingoecidae
Exons: 8
Coding region: 18-1727 (569 amino acids)
Biological process (GO): protein refolding; protein import into mitochondrial intermembrane space; apoptotic mitochondrial changes
Cellular component (GO): mitochondrial inner membrane; mitochondrial matrix
Molecular function (GO): protein-folding chaperone binding; ATP binding; ATP-dependent protein folding chaperone
Source: RefSeq, a predicted model, not a curated record